AAUGUCACACAGAAAAUCACGUUUCGCAGAGAUGAUGCAACAUCUUUUAGCUCAGAUAAACAACUUCAUGAGUUUACAUCCAGAAAAAUGUAUCGAUCUAAUAAACAAGGUAAUAGAGUUUUUUGAAGACGGAGGAGAGGAUGAAAUAGUUUCUGAAGCAGCAGAAGACCUAAAAGCUUGGGAAAACACUAAACUCACCAUUGCUGUCACUGGAGACACAGGAGCUGGGAAAUCUUCCUUCAUCAAUGCUUUCCGGCGGUUGAGACCUGGUGAUGUGGGUGCUGCUCCCGUAGGAGUAAGAGAGACAACGCAGAAGCCAGAUUCUUAUGAGCAUCCUAACCUCCCCAAUGUGAUCUUCUGGGACCUUCCAGGAAUAGGAACCCAAGGAUUUCCUCCAGAAACAUACCUUAAACAGGUGAAAUUCUCCCGCUAUGACUUCUUCAUCAUUGUAUGCUCAAAGCGGUUCCGAACCUGCGACGUUCGCCUAGCUCGAGAGAUCCAGGCCAUGGGCAAGAAGUUUUAUUUCGUCCGGUCCAAAGUGGAUGAAGAUUUGAGCAAUGCAGAGAAGACCAAUCCUGAAAAAUACAGCGAAGAGCAGAUCUUACAAGAAAUCAGGGAUGACUGCAAAAAGAAUCUGGAGAAGCACUUGAGAGCCUCCAACCCUCAGAUCUUCCUGACUUCCUGUUGGGAUCCUGACAAGUAUGACUUCCCUCUCCUCCUGGAGACUCUGGAGAAAGAUCUGCCCAGCCUGAAGAGACUGGCCUUCCUGCUCAGCCUUCCCCACAUCUCCCCUGAGGUCAUACAGAAGAAGAAAGACGCACUGAAGAAACAGUCAUUGAAAAUAUCUGUGGUGUCUGCUUUUGUCAAUGCCAUGCCCUUGGGAGACCUUAAGGUAUCUUAUGAUGCUGAUCGCAUGGUGAAGACCAUAACUGGCUUCUACAAGAAGUUUGGGUUGGAUGACGGCUCCCUAGCUCGGUUGGCCAGGCAGAUGAAGAAACCCGUUGAAGAGCUGAAAGUUGUGAUUCAAUCACCACCUGAAAAAGACAUUGCCAAAAAAUUAUGGGUGAAGCAAUGUGCCUCUGAAGUAGGACAAAUACUGAGCUCUUCUUUUCCUGGGAAAGGUCAUGUUGUCAGUGGGGUGUUUUCCUUUGUAGCCACGUACUGGACACUCUCCGAGUUCUUAGAUCAACUGGCUGAAGAUGCCAAAGGAGUUCUGUUGCUGGUCGAGUCUAGUGUGCUACAUCAGAUCCUCAAAGGGGAAGGAUCAUUGAGGCCUAGAGGAAAGGUUGCAACUGCCACCACCUUCCGGGAUGAGGUGCCAGAAGAGGGAGUUUCCCAGGACCUCUCCUGCCUGGAGACGGUGAACCUGGAGGACAUCAGAGCUGAUGAUCGCUUGGAGGAGCCGGAGGAUGCAGAGGAAACAGUGGCGGAGGAUUUCAUUGGGCCGAAUAGCAUUUACAGUGAAGAGGCAGGACCCUCCCAUCGCAUUGACUCAGCUCCAUCCGAGCCUCACACCAUCCAGGUGGCACCGGAGCAGCACAUCAGUGCAUAUUGGCUGUAUGUUGUGGCUAACAGACUAAUGGAACAGUCAGAGAGACAGCGUGCAGCUCAGCUUCAGCUAAUGGACAACCACCAUGCUGAACAAAUGGAGGCGAGGAGACAGGAGAUGGAGGAGAGCAGGGAGGACAGGGACAAGCUCUGCGAAGCCAUCAGACGCCAUGAUGAGGUGCUACAGAACUGUUCACGCAGUCUCUAAGUGCCAGAGGUGGCACUUAGUGCUCUCUCUGUGGGCAUGUGAGCUAUCGCCCCAUCUCU
Messenger RNA from Gekko japonicus, 1815 nucleotides. RefSeq names its product interferon-inducible GTPase 5-like. Gene Ontology annotation, molecular function: GTP binding; GTPase activity. The record is from RefSeq and is a predicted model, not a curated record. Gene Ontology annotation, cellular component: membrane. Bases 2 to 1756 code for a protein of 584 amino acids. NCBI's taxonomy places the organism in Eukaryota, Metazoa, Chordata, Lepidosauria, Squamata, Gekkonidae. The transcript is spliced from 4 exons.